CACCACUUCUUUACUACCGUCUCUUUCUUUCAUCUUUCUUUCUUGCUAAAGCUCUCAACUUUCUUUAUAUUUCAUCAAAAAAUAAAAUUACAAAAAUGGCCAUCAGAAAACCAAACAAGUUAUCACAAGCUACAGUGUUGAAGCAAAUUUUGAAGAGGUGUUCUAGUUUGGGUAAGAAGCAAGGCUAUGACAACGAAGAUUACUGUCUUCCUAUUGACGUACCAAAAGGACAUUUUGCAGUUUACGUAGGAGAGAAUCGAACUCGAUAUGUCGUACCAAUUUCUUUCUUAACUCACCCUCAGUUUCAAUGCCUCCUCCAACAGGCGGAGGAAGAAUUUGGAUUUGAUCACGACAUGGGUAUUACCAUUCCCUGUGAAGAAUUGGUUUUCCAAUCACUGACUUCUAUGAUCCGCUGCUGAAGUAUUUACAAAAGAAAAGUAAAAAAGAGUGAAUAUUAGGGGUUAGUUCUUUUUUUGGUGUUAAGAAGGAUGGCUCAAGAUGAAGCAAUUUGGUGUUUUUUGCUUCUCUUUUUUUUUCUAACGUCUUUCUUCGCUCUAUUUGGUAUUUUCUUGUUUUGCUACUUUCCUCUAACCCUGACCUAGGAACCACAUGAUAUUAUUAGUAGUGUUUUUUAUGGGUCAGAAUCAGAUUUGUAAACAAAUCUUGGAAUUUUUUCCUUGCAGUGGUGCUUUUUUGCGCCCUGUGAGAGAAGUGAAUGUAUUUCAGUCUAUUUGCAUUGUUACUGCA
Molecule: messenger RNA, 747 nt
Organism: Nicotiana tabacum (common tobacco)
Lineage: Eukaryota; Viridiplantae; Streptophyta; Magnoliopsida; Solanales; Solanaceae
Source: RefSeq, a predicted model, not a curated record